AUGGCUUCAGAAGACCAAGCCAUCUUAGAACAAAUCAGUCGUCUAGCUGGUCGAAUCAAUCAACAUAAGAACAACCAGUCAACCGAUCCACAUAAUCAAACACAUGUCCCUUCGCCUGCAAAUGGUUACCAUCCACAAUCGAAUACUCGAGGAGGUCAUGGAGCUUAUGCAUACCAUCCCUAUGCAAACAGUAGCUGGAGAGGUAGUCGAGGUAGUCAUAGGAGCGCAUAUUCUACGAGAGGAUACCGAGGCGGAAGAGGCGGUGCUGGUAUCGUGCGGCAUCGAACGCUUGUGUUAAACGGUGGUACCUCCGUCCCACCAUCACAGUCGGACUCAUCAAACGUAACUGCAUCUGCAGAUGAGAACGAGCGAUCCUCCUCUGCUGGUUACAUCACAAAAACCGAUCGUCAUCUUCAGUUGAUUAACAAGUCAUAUUUUGAGAAAGAUAGUCAGAUUCGCGUCAAAGCCAUUGAGGAAACCAGAAAACAGAAACUUAAACAAAGGGAUGAACGGGAGAAGUUAAAGCUGAGCAGACAUUUGCAACGCCUAAGUGCGAGUUCUAGCUCUUCCAUGGUCCAACCCACUGGAACAACCAAUUAUGAAGUUACGGUCAACGGAAUCCGAUUUAUUGUCACAAAGAACGGUAGCAAACUUGUGAAAGCCCCUGGUGAUCUUACUUCCGCAAAUACUACCCCCAAGACUACUUUGAUUGGAGGUGUCAAAUUCUAUAGAAGCAAGAAUGGAAAUAUGUAUCGCGAAGGGAUAAUCAAAGCCACUAGGAAGCACGGAAUCGUUAAGAUCAACGAGCCAUGCAAAUCAUUCACCAAUACGGGUACUUGUAACAAAGGCCCCAAAUGCCGAUAUAUUCACGACCCUUCAAAGGUUGGAGUAUGUAAAGCUUUUCUUCUCAAAGGUGAAUGUCCUAAUGGAGAUUCAUGCGACCUGUCUCACGAUCUUACUUCUGAAAGAACACCGAAUUGCUUGCAUUUUGCCAAGGGCAAUUGUUCAAACUCGGAUUGUCGUUACACCCACGUUCGUGUUUCACCGACAGCAAUGGUUUGCCGGUCUUUCGGAAUCUAUGGAUACUGCGACAAGGGAACCACUUGCACAGAGCGACACGUUCACGAAUGCCCGGAUUUCAGCAACACAGGUACUUGCACUACGAAAGGAUGCAAACUUCCCCACCGCAUCAAGGCUAGUGUUAUUCGUAGGAAUGCAGCUACUGGUGAAUCUUCUCCCGGUGAUCAAUCGAGUGAUAUCUCGAGCGAUGAAGAAGACGAGGUAGAUAGCGAUGACGUUGAUUCAGAUGCCAUUGAUGAGGAGUUUUUUGGCGACGAAGAUGGAGAAACGGAACCUGGAAUUCUCGCACAGCAAGAUUACGUGCAAUUUUCCUGA
Molecule: messenger RNA, 1395 nt
Organism: Botrytis fragariae
Lineage: Eukaryota; Fungi; Ascomycota; Leotiomycetes; Helotiales; Sclerotiniaceae
Product: putative ccch zinc finger protein
Exons: 5
Coding region: 1-1395 (464 amino acids)
Cellular component (GO): nucleus
Molecular function (GO): metal ion binding
Source: RefSeq, a predicted model, not a curated record